AUGCUUGCGGUGAUGAAUCCGUCCACUUCAAAUACAGUAUUCCAUCCCAGUUACAUGCCAAAAUUAUCGGAAGAGAACUGUGCAGUUUGUGGAGAUCAAGUAAAAAGUAGCAGGCUCGGAUGUCCGGCUUGCCUCAGUUGUAUGAUAUUCUUUCGAAGAUCAGUUAUAAAGAAUGCAGAAUAUAAAUGCCCAAGUAAUAAGGAUUGCCCUAUUUUUCAUGAAUACCGCUCCUCGUGUCGAUAUUGCCGAUUCCAAAAAUGCUUCUUGUCUGGUAUGAAAUCCUCUGCAGUUGUGACACGUGAUAAGUUGGGACCUCGAAGUCCUACUCAAAUACACUCCGAUGUACCUAAAAAUCUGAUGGGUCCCUUGACUUAUCUCCAACAGAAAAUAAUGGAAGAACAUCAAGAACAGACUGAAGAACCAACGAGAAGAGCUACAGUAUCCGAUGUGAAUCGAAUGUUUAAAUGGAGUUUCAACGAUGCCGUCGAAUGGGCUUCACAGUUUGAACCCUUCUUGAGGCUGACCAAUGAGGAACAGAAGUGUGUAAUUUCUGAAUACGGAUUCGCGUUUUUCAUUAUUGAUCAAGGCGUGAAAAGUGCUAAAGAUUGGAGGUCUGGGUACUGGAUACUUCAAAAUGCAACUUUUCUUCAUGUAGAUUACUUUCAAGGUCUAGAGAAUAUAUCAUGCGUAAUAAAUGAAGACAAAAUCAGAUUUCAUUCCGAGUUUGUUGCAUAUCUGGAAACAUCGAUUAAAAGACAAAUUCAAAUAUUGCAAAUUGAUGAGUUCGAAAUUGCAGCUUUAAAAACAUUACUACUGUUUUCAAGUACCUUCCCAAAGAGAAACAUAUUCUCGGAAUGCCAAGACAAAGUUGAGAAUUUCAAAAAUAAAUGCUUGGAAGAGUUGAUGACUUAUUUGAUGGAAAAGUAUCCAACGAGCCAUGAGACACGAUUCGGAAAACUGAUUUUGUUCAUAGGCGACAUCCGAGCAGCAAUAAAGGUGGUUUACAAUCAAACGAAAGUCUCAGAUCUGUUUGAUACAUCAAAGUUUGAUAUGUUCGUUCGAAGUUUCUUCUUGUCUUGA
Messenger RNA from Caenorhabditis remanei, 1080 nucleotides. RefSeq lists its product as uncharacterized. Bases 1 to 1080 code for a protein of 359 amino acids. Gene Ontology annotation, biological process: regulation of DNA-templated transcription. The transcript has 4 exons. Gene Ontology annotation, molecular function: zinc ion binding; sequence-specific DNA binding; DNA-binding transcription factor activity. Lineage: Eukaryota; Metazoa; Nematoda; Chromadorea; Rhabditida; Rhabditidae. The record is from RefSeq and is a predicted model, not a curated record.